GCACGGGGUUCGAUCCCCCGCAUCUCCAGGCUUUGUCAUUCUUAAAUAAUGUGGUUUUUGUUUUGCACUUUCAUUAAACAAAUCCCAUCCCACAGUCGACACAAAGACGAAAGACAACCUAAUCAUCUGAGUAUCUCAAUACCGAACAAAAAGGCUUCGUAGCUGUCACCAUUAUUAUGGCUAUUUCCAAAUUAUCGCAGCUCGGAGCUCAGAUGAUCAAGAGUUUAGAGAAAGGUGCACCAGGUCUACUACUACUUACCUCUAGACCAAGAGCAGUAUAUACCCAUCAUUUUCGUAACUGUUCUUUGCAGCCCCUGAAGCAUGAACAUUUUUCUACCAUGGCUGCCAAUAAGGCUGAGGAGGAUGGGAAUGAAGAAGAGCAAAAAAUAUCUGUGACAUUUGUUGACAAAGAUGGAGAGGAGAAGCAUAUUAAGGUUCCUAUUGGAUUGUCUAUGUUAGAAGCGGCCCUUGAAAAUGACAUAGAACUUGAAGGAGCAUGUGAAGGAUCGCUGGCCUGUUCCACUUGUCAUGUGAUUGUGAAGGAUAUGGAAUACUAUAAUAAGCUAGAAGAUCCAAAUGAUGAGGAGAAUGAUAUGCUAGAUCUUGCUUUUGGCCUCACAGAGACGUCCCGUCUAGGUUGUCAGGUGAUCGCAAAACCCGAACUUGAUGGAAUUCGCUUAAAACUGCCUACUGGUACAUGAAAAUUUCCACAGGUAUAAGCCAAAACCACAUUAAAGAUCUUCUGAUAGUAAGACAGGCUGGAAAAAGAUUUUGAGUGUAGAGAAUGGAACUCUUCAAGUUUUGUAGCUUGUUAUGUUUUAGUGGAUUAAGGGUACUGGAAACUUACUAGUGAUAUGAUUACUAUGAUAGGAUCUCAUUCCUCAUUAUAUUGUUCAUUUCAUA
Cornus florida is the source of this 903-nucleotide messenger RNA. RefSeq lists its product as uncharacterized. Bases 177 to 701 code for a protein of 174 amino acids. The record is from RefSeq and is a predicted model, not a curated record. NCBI's taxonomy places the organism in Eukaryota, Viridiplantae, Streptophyta, Magnoliopsida, Cornales, Cornaceae. Gene Ontology annotation, biological process: P450-containing electron transport chain. Gene Ontology annotation, cellular component: mitochondrion. The transcript is spliced from 8 exons. Gene Ontology annotation, molecular function: 2 iron, 2 sulfur cluster binding.